AGUCGUAGAAACCGGACACGAACUCCGUCAAUGCCAGUCACAACAAAUGUCUAUGUGGCAGUCCUCGAUUGCCUCCUUUGUGGAGAUUCGUCCGUCCUUAGGUUGAGCUGGCAGAGAUGGUUAACGUGUUUCAGCCCUUUUCUGAGCUAGUCGAAAUCGUGGGUGUAUAUGUCGUGAGACAGCUCGUAGGGUUUACAUUUGCAGGUCCACCUUUGACUAUAUAUCUAGGGCAUUUAGAGCGGUUAAUGAAGUGAAAUGAUAUGCCCCUAAAUUAAGGGAUUGUUUGAAAAAAGAAAGGCCUAGGGGAGCACAUUUACAGAGCUGAUUAGACUGUCAUCAUGAAUUUUGGGAAGCUGGAUGACUCGCCUAUGUUUCGGAAACAGCACCCUAUACAAGAUAAAUAGGAAAAUGCAACUUCUUGAUACUGGGAACAUGGGAUUCACGUCCUCACACCAGAUCCUAACUGUGCCAACUUCCAUAGACAUGCUCACCACUUCCGCGUCUGAAGGCCCUGCAUCCUGCUCCACUGUCUAAAAAUGCAAGCAGUAGCAGAAGGUGGCUCAAUUGCAUAGACAAACAGGCUUGCUGGGGCAUGAUCCUGAUCACCCGUACUCUUAUGUACAAGCAUCAGAAGAAAAUGCAGAAGCAUUACGGGAGCGUUGCCAGAAAUUUUACAAAGGAUGUCGGAAAUAUACAGUCAUAUGGAUGUGCCUAUGAGGAGGAUCUUGUGAUGCAGGUUGUGGCUUCUUUUGUAAAUGUAUCAUUCCUACAAAUUUCUCUGUUGCGAAGGACUUGGAGAAGCAUAUGAUGGAGACAUUGCUUUUGCAAGUUCUUUAGAAACAUUUGGAGGGGGACAUGAUGACCCUAUUAGCAUAGCUGUUGGAGGACCUGUGAUGACAAAAUUCACUAUUGCUUUGCGUGAAAUAGGAACAUACAAAGAAGUGCUUCGAUCUCAGGUGGAGCACAUGUUAAAUGACAGGCUGGCAAAUUUCGUGAAUAGUGAUUUACAAGAUGUAAAGGAGGUCCGGAAGCGUUUUGAUAAAGCUACACUGCACUAUGAUCAGGUCCGCGAAAAGUUUAUGUCAUUGAAGAAAAGUACUAGAAUAGACAUUGUUACAGAAACAGAAGAGGAUUUGCAUAAUGCAAGGUCAGCAUUUGAGCAAGCUCGCUUCAAUCUAGUGACUGCUCUCUCAAAUAUUGAAGCUAAAAAAAAGUUUGAGUUCUUGGAAGCUGUGAGUGGAACCAUGGAUGCCCACCUGCGCUACUUUAAACAGGGAUAUGAAUUACUGCAUCAAAUGGAACCGUACAUCCACCAGGUUUUAACAUAUGCACAGCAGUCGAGGGAAAGAACAAACUAUGAGCAAUCUGCUCUUGCAGAAAGGAUGGAGGAGUUUAGGAAGCAGAUAGAACUAGAAAACCAGCGCUCUUUUAAUGAUAUUGACACUUCUCCUUCUGGGGAUGGUAUCCAAGCUGUUGGCAGGAGUUCUCAUAAAAUGAUUGAAGCAGUUAUGCAAUCCACCAUGAAAGGAAAGGUUCAAACAAUCAAGCAAGGUUACUUGUUAAAGCGGUCUUCAAAUUUGAGGGGUGAUUGGAAGAGAAGGUUUUUCGUCCUUGAUAGUCGUGGAAUGUUGUAUUAUUACCGCAAACAAUGGAGCAAGCCAGCAGGACCUGGAAACCAGCAAUCUAUUCAGAGGGCGCCCUCCUCAUCUGAACAUGUUGCUGGUUUGAUAGGCCGGUUGCUCUCUUCCGGUCAUAAUAUACCACAGGAGGAGAAGAGUGUGACACAUCAUACUGUAAAUCUUCUUACAUCUACCAUAAAGGUGGAUGCAGAGCAGACAGAUUUACGAUUCUGUUUUAGGAUAAUUUCUCCAACAAAGAAUUACACCUUACAGGCAGAGAAUGCUGUAGAUCGAAUGGAUUGGAUUGACAAAAUUACUGCAGUAAUUGCCUCACUAUUGAAUUCUCAGUUGCCAGAACAGGUGGGUUAUAGCCAGAGGGUUUCUCGUAUUCCAAGAGUUAGUGGACACCAAGGCAAAAUUAGUGAUACAAAUUCAUGGAGUAGCUCUUCUGAUUUGGAGCAAUCAACGGCUAAUGAGUAUGCAUCCGUGAGGAGUUAUGUUCCAUCCUGUCAGGAUACUCAUAGAGGUAUGCAGGGGCAUGUGGCAGCUGAACAGCAAGAGAGGCCCCUUGAUACACUGAGAAAAGUUCCUGGAAAUGAUGUAUGUGCAGACUGUGGUUGCCAUGAUCCAGACUGGGCUUCAUUAAAUCUAGGCAUCUUACUAUGCAUUGAAUGCUCUGGUGUUCACAGAAACCUUGGUGUUCAUAUUUCAAAGGUUAGAUCUUUGACACUGGACGUAAGGGUUUGGGAACUUUCUGUUAUCAGUUUGUUCCAGUCACUUGGUAAUAUGUAUGCCAAUUCAAUAUGGGAGGAACUUCUAGAAACUGGAAAGCAUAAUGGUGAUGCCCAUAACAGACUGGAUAACCAUCAACAAAUGGCAGAUAUCAUGUCUAUCAACAAACCGAAGCCUAGGGAUGCUCUUUCAAUUAAGGAGAAGUUUAUCCAGGCAAAGUAUGCUGAAAAGCAAUUAGUAUCAAAGGAAAGGUCUGAUCUGGAGCUACCAUCAGUGGAUUUUCGAAUGUGGGAAGCAGUUCAAAGAAAUGACAAGCAGAUGGCUUACUGUCUUCUUAUCAUGUCUGAUGCAAAUAUUGCUACAAAUUACGAGCAGGCUAAGUCAGGGAUCAAGGGGAAUUCUGUUGAUCAUGAUAUAUCUGAAAGUAGCUGUAGGGAAAGCAUGCAACACUCAGAUUCAGGAACAUCAAGCCCAAGCAUAGAAACACACACGGAUGAUUACAUUGAAUUAGAGGGUGGCUUGAAAGGAUGCUCAUUACUGCAUCUGGCAUGCCAUACUGGUGAUCUGGCUAUGUUAGAGUUAUUAUUACAGUACGGUGCAGAUGUCAACGCACAAGAUUAUUAUGGGAGAACUCCUCUACAUCAUUGUAUUUCCAAAGGGAAUAAUCAAUAUGCAAAGCUGCUGAUUAGAAGGGGAGCAAGUGCUAUGAUAGCUGAUGGGAGAGGCAAAACUCCUUUACAGAGAGCAAUGGAGAUGGGUGCCAUUCCAGAUGAUGAACUCUUUCUCCUACUAUCUGAACAUAACUGAUAAUACAUUCUAGAUAUCAUUACUUAGACAAGAAUACUCAUUUAUCUAUUUAUUUGAGUUCUGGCAUGAGAACAUUUUGUAUUAUAGAUCCCUUCUUUCUGACGGGUACUGGUCAACCUAAAAUUUCAUAUUCAAAAUAAGUAGUUGUAUUAAGUAUCCGGUGUCAAACGUCACAUGGAUGCUUAAGAAUUUGUUGCAACACUUAUAAUGUAAAAUAUGUUGGGAUUUAAAUUAUUAGAGCCCACAUCCAUGUAUUAUUAAUGCCUUAAGAUAUUCUUUUUGAAUGGAA
Molecule: messenger RNA, 3447 nt
Organism: Cryptomeria japonica (Japanese cedar)
Lineage: Eukaryota; Viridiplantae; Streptophyta; Pinopsida; Cupressales; Cupressaceae
Product: ADP-ribosylation factor GTPase-activating protein AGD3
Exons: 21
Coding region: 756-3158 (800 amino acids)
Cellular component (GO): cytoplasm
Molecular function (GO): protein binding; GTPase activator activity
Source: RefSeq, a predicted model, not a curated record